CGGUAUCAGGAAUGCAUCCACAUCCAGUUCUCGCCGUGUCACUCACUUCUUGAACCGACUGAGUAGUAGGUCACAAGGAACCCACCAGACGACACGACGAUGUCUAGGACUAUAUUUCUCGUGGAGGCCUUAUUAUUUUUGGCUGUGGGAACGUGUGCAUUAGGAAUAGGUAGCGGAUUUGAUAACUGUACAUCUAUAUUUGAUUGUGGUGACUGUCAAAAUUCCAAUUGUUACUGGGUGCUCUGUUACUCGGAUGGUCCAUUUUGUCAGAAAGAUGACGUAGGAGAAGGUUGCAAGUUAUUACCAUGUAACACUACCACAACAACUGAACCCCCCCCAACAACAACAAAGCCUGAAACAACUUUGCCACCAGAAACCACAACAACACCACCUGACACAACAACAGCGGCUACAACAACACCAGUGCCUGAAACGACAACACCACCAGCGCCUGAAACGACAACACCACCAGCGCCUGAGACAACAACAACACCACCAGCGCCUGAGACAACAACAACACCACCAGCGCCCGAGCCAACAACAACACCACCAGCGCCCGAGCCAACAACAACACCACCAGCGCCCGAGCCAACAACAACGCCACCAGAGCCCGAGACUACAACAGCAGCGCCAGUUCCUGAAACAACUACUCCAGAGCCUACAACAACAACAGAACCUCCAGCCACCACCACAGCACCCCCACCCCCUUCUGGAAGACAUUUUGAUGCAGCCAGUUUCUUUGCGCCCGAAGCCAAACAACCAACCACCAGCGCCCGAGCCAACAACAACACCACGCCCGAGGCCCCCAACAACCCACCACCAGCGCCCGAGCCAACAACAACACCACCAGCGCCCGAGCCAACAACAACGCCACCAGAGCCCGAGACUACAACAGCAGCGCCAGUUCCUGAAACAACUACUCCAGAGCCUACAACAACAACAGAACCUCCAGCCACAACCACAGCACCCGCACCACCUUCUGGAAGACAUUUUGAUGCAGCCAGUUUCUUUGGUGGCAUGGUUCUAGCUAUUGCAAUAGUAGCUGUUGCUUAUGCAGCUUGGCACUUCUACAAGUCCCGAAAUGGCCGCAGCUAUCACACACUGGUCACCAACAUAGAUUUCUAAAAGAGGCUGUGGACAUCACUAAUUGCUACACAGAAAUUAAGUUAUUCUUCAAUAUCAGUCAACAGGGUCACUUUUUAGAUGCCAAGGGAAACAGUAUGCUGAAGGACUAUUGUAAAAGUCAAGAGUAUCGCUUAAUAUACCCUGCCACAUUGAUGAAGAGAGGUAGUAAUGUUACUGUGUGCCUCAACAUGAAUAUGUGAAUCACUGUAGCCUUCAUUGUUUUAGCCUUAUUAAGAUUUGAUUUACCAUUGUUGUUAUUAUUAUUAAUAUUACCAAUGUACUAAUCACUUUAAAUAUCCGUUAUUUAAUUGGGAUUGUAAUCGUAAUCAAAGAUGUGCUCAUUCAGUGUAUAACCCUCUUAUUUUGCUUAUGCAUUAGCAUUUACAAAUUGUCCAUCGAUCAGUCGAGUUGAAAGGAGAAUAGUAUAUGUCAUUUUCUCAGUUGAGAGUUGACUCAUUGUCUACCAUACCAUGAGACAUCUCUCUUCACUUGAUUUUAAUAGUGCUCACCUCUUCAUCACCUUGCUUUGUGACUUGGUAAAUUAAUGCAGCUCAUUUAGUUACUCUACUAUACCACCAAAAUUCUUUUACAUUUGUGCCCUUACUUAUUGUUACUGACAGCUCUUUUUGGUAUAUGUACUAUUAUGAAGAAUAUUUGCCCAGGCAUUAAUGGCUAACUUUAUAGCAGACCUAUGGUGUCCAUUGAUGUAGAGUAGCUUUCUCUUUGUCUCCAAUGUAUCAGAAAGGAUUUUACAAGAUACACUAGGUGUAAUUAAUGCACUUCUUGGUCAGAGUUACCUGAGUUAGGUAAUAUAAAAGUGUACAAAAAUAAUUUCAGAUGAAAAGCAGUAAGGCUGGUAAAAACUCACUUCAGGGAAAAGUGAAUGUGAUUGAAUGAAUCAUCUUUCUCUGAUCUGUGUGUGUCCAAGAGAGACUUCCAGAGUUGAUUUGGCCUAGAUAUGCAACGACUGGAAGAAUUUAUUGAUGUUCAAGACUUCAGGGUUAAGUUCUCCUAGAUAUGCAAAGACUGGAAAAGUUCACUGAUGUCCAAGACUUCCAGAGUUGAGCUGUUCUAGAUAUGCCAAGACUGGAAGAAUUUACUUAUGUCUAAGACUUCCAGAGUUGAGCUGUUCUAGAUAUGCCAAGACUGGAGAAUUUACUUAUGCCUAAGACUUCCAGAGUUGAGCUGUUCUAGAUAUGCCAAGACUGGAAGAAUUUACUUAAUGUCUAAGACUUCCUGAGUUGAUCUGUCUUAGAUAUGGAAAGUCUGGAAGAAUUUACUGAAGUCCAAGUCUUUUGACUGAUUAAUUUAGGGACAAGAUCCCAGUGGAUGUUUAACUUAUGAUUUUGGAACCUCCUCUUUGUCCUCGCAAGAAUCAUAGGUGGUGGACUAUCUGGUGUAAUUUUCCUACAGUUGCGUGCAAAUUCUGUAGUUUUAGGCAAGACAAUCUAAGGCAGGAGUUAUAUCAAGUAAAGUUUGUGAGUGAUAUGCUUCCUCAAAACUUUUGUAGAAAGUUUGGUUUUUCUUUGGCUUUUCAGUUUCUUGGCAUCUUGUACAACUUUAACGGUCUGUUUGGCUUGGCUAUCAUUAUUGAUAAUGUUCAUUUUAGAUGGCUGAUGAGCUGAGGGGAAAUACGAAAUAGUAAGGGGAAAGGAAUUCAGUUUCAAUUAAUAUCUAAAGGAUGCCUUAUUAAAAAAAUCAGUGUCCAUUAAAUCAGACAACUAUGAUGGUAACCUACCACAGGAAUGAGGGAUGCAGCUGACAAUGUUCUCUCCUGGGUAGAAAACAAGAAGGGCUUGACCCAUAAAGGGAUUUUGGCAAAGGAAAAAUCUAUUUCUGGGGGAAGACCUGUGUCGCCCGGUGAAAAGUCCUGUAGCUGACUUUUCCAAGUAUAAAUAGAUUCUGGAAAAGAUGUGUCGUGAUUCACAAGCUGUAUAAAGGAAUCAGAUGAUUCCACCAUUAGGUCACUGCCCCAAUGCGUGUUUCACAGCAUGCAUUUGAUGGAUUGUUUCACAAAUGUUUAAAAAAGAAAUAGGCAAUAUAUUGUUCAUAGUUCUGUAGCCUUUGAACAUGGAAGAGGGAUGCCCUUGCUCACAGGUGAGACAACCUUCCCUCUGUGAGAUCUCUGCUUGAUAAGGUGUUACGUAUUUUCCAUAUGCCUUGGAUUAAUAUAAGCUGCACCAUACUUUCCUCAGCAAGAGUGGUUUCCAUAUUUUUUAAUAUCUUCCAUCAAACUACCCUAAGGAGCUACCCGCAUUGCUGUGCCUCCUGAGACAGCAGCUCUUGAGGCUGCUUCUCCACAUCCUUCAUGCCCUGAACUUAUAAUGACCUGAGAUAUUCAGUAAUUUCUCAAAAAGAGAAGCUGUUUCCAGGCUGAGGAAAGAAAGGAUGGCUAAUUUCAUCAAUUCACCACUGUUUCCUUCUGCUCUUAUGACCACUGUCCUUUUUUUUGGUUUGUAAGAGAGGAAAGAACUACGUUUUCAUUAUCAGUAGUUAAAUUACAGAUCUGCAUCAUUAAAGGCCAUUGAAUCUGAAGAUUCUUGACCUGAACUGUUCACUGGAACUACCAGAAAUCUUAAUGAAUUAUUCUGGUAAAAUUCAUUGGUAGAUCUCACACUGGUGUUGAGGAGCUUAUGAGGGAUCAAAAUGAGUAACUAGACUAUACUUGUGCUCUACUGAUUUUUGCUCAAAAUGGCUAUUUUGCUUGUUUUUAAUCCAGUCAGCAAUGUCAUUGAGCUAAAGUGACUUUUGGCACAAGCUGACCAUAACAGAGGAAAGUCAUCAGUGUGUCUUUCCCUAAUUCUAGGGCGUCAAAGCACAGAAUCAAGUUUCCAACAUGUCAGAGGAUGCCAUGGUGCUAUUUAUUACCCCAAGCUUGUUGUGAUUUUAAUAAGGAUGAUAAAGAUACAUUCAUAUUACUGCCAUUUUGUGUACCUAAGAAGCACUGUAAGACAUAUAAGAUCAUGAGAUUAUGUAGACCUAUAGUUUUCUGAGACUUUAUACAGAAAGAGCAAUGCACAGAAAAAUUACCAUAAGUACCACAUUACCUACACUAAGGUUUAAGAUCCAGAGGUUAUAGUAUAUGUAAUUCAUUGUCUGAUUAGGAUUUUACUGUUACACUGAGGUCAGUGCUCAUGAAGUAAUGGCUUUAUCUGUAUCAGUUUGGUACAGAGAUACCAACAAACUUUUGCUUUUUUUUUUUUUUUUUUUUUUUUUUUUUUUUUUUUUUUUUUUUUUUUUUGCAGUAGGGUCUGUAAACAUGUUCUCAGAGCAACACUUGCAGGUAUGCUCUGGAUUAGUUAGCUGUGCCAUAAGUUUCCUCCUCUCUAAUGCCUUGAAGCACUGGUAACUAACUCAAGUUCGUAGACUACACAGGAACUUUGCAUUCAUGAUGUGCAUUGUUAAGUAUCCAUAAUCUCCCAACUUCAUCUCUUGUUUUACAAUUCUGAUCCAGCAUAUCUCAGGGUAUCAGGUCCUAUAAUAUACAAUGCAUACCUAAUUAUAGGUAUAUUCAUUGUUUCCAACAGGGCAUUCCUGUAGGUACGGUUUUCUGGAUCCACAAUAGACCAGAAUACCAAAAAGCUAUUACACUACCUUCCACCCAAGUACUAGUGAUUCUGCAUAAGUGAAAUAAAAGUGUGUACAUUUUUUGGGCACUUACAGAUAUCAAAAUAUUUUGUUAUGGAGGGAGCACCCUCUUACCAGUCACGCUGAGUAAAUUUGUUACAUGGAUUCAGAAUGUCAUGACUCAUGAUUUACUGAGUAAUGCUUCCCUUGAGAGGGGGAUAUUACAUUGUGUUAUGUUACUUUAAAAAAUGACACUGGGCUAUUAAUCAAAUGAAAUACUUUCAUUUCCGAUACAUUAGGUUCUUCUAACAUUCGUAUAGCUAAUUUUGUUCUUUCAAAUUUGUAGAAGAGCAAUGCAUUGUACAUCCAAGCUUUAUGAUAGAAUGUAUGUUUUUAUCACUUAGACUGAAAAAAUAAGUAUUUGAUAUAAGUGUCUGUGCCUGAUGAAACCUGUUCCACUUUGUAUGAGUUAGUUUGUGCAUCCUUAUUGUAUGCAGUGGAACAUAUUGGAGGUGCAUGAAAUGUCAUGCUGGUGAACAGGUGCUUCAAAGUGCUUGAUUUUAAAGCCUGGAAAGAUUUUAUACGUGAUUAUGGUAAGAUACUCUAAGAAGGAAUUUAUAUUUGUGUGCUAGGAAUGCUGUUGAAAUGAAUAUACAGUAAGUAUAUACUAUGUAGAAUAUGUAUUUAUGUAUGUAUAUAUACAAGUGCAUAUGUAUGUGGCAAGAUAAAAUUUUCAAUAUAAAAUUCUUUAUAAUUGUGAUAGUAUUGUUAUAGGAACUAAUGAUAGAAUUCUGGGAAUGCUUUUUGCUGAAUAAAAAUUACUUGUGCUGGCAGACUACAUAAAACAUUAGACAAAUUAUAAUUUUAAAUAUUUGGAGUGUUCAUGAACAGAUUAUAUUCAUAUAUGCAUAUGAAACAAACUAGGAUGCGCUCGCAUAUUAACAUUACGUGCUAUAGUAAAUGUGGGAUUACGUAUGCGACAUAAAUAUAGCUUAUGUGUAUACUACAUGCAUCGGUUUUUAUAUUUACCAUUGUUCAGUACUUUGAGUCACUGUCAUUUUUUGAGAAAAGUACAAACAAUCUCACUACAGAAAUUCACAACGUUAACUCUCAUAAAGAAAUGUGAUUAGAUUGUAAUGUUUUCACUGUUUAGUAAAUUCAUAAUACAGUACCAAAGAAUACAAUCGACUAGCACAUAGCUUGGUAAUGAUCCGUUUCGAGUCAGAGAUCUGUUCCUGCGAAGUUAGGAAGCUGUUAGCACCUGACCACUCGACUUUUUUGUUCCAGGAAUGAGCUCAUCUUAGUAUGGUGAUCGCCCAUGGCUCUUGUAACCAGAGGGUCUUGUUGUUAAACCGUCUUUGAGGAUUUAGGUGUAGUAGUGUUGUCUUUCAUUUUGAACGAGUGAAUUUUUCUGUCGUCAGGAAAAUCUGAUUUUCUCUGAAAGAUUUUUUAUCUAGUCUAUUUAGACAUAGUGGACAGAUGAAGUACGUACCUACUGCUAUAAAAAAUAAAGUAGCCUUUGUAUCUACUUUUACAUUAUUCUCUUUAUAGAAAUAAUGGUAAUUCUCAUGUCAGGGAUCUGAAACGAAACUUGAUAAAAGAUUUGAGAGAGAGAGAGAGAGAGCACAGUUAAAUUAAUGAAAGAGUAAUAUGAAUUGAGCUUAGUCCGGUGUUUUGCACUGCAUCUAAUGCAUUAUCGUUAAGGGAAUCCAUUUUCAUGAUUUUGCUCCAACUCGCCAAAACUUUACACACUCGCACUGCCUUUUUUAUUAUUUUUAUUUUGAAGUGAUAUUUUGUUUCGACUUGAUCAAAAGAGCGUUGCAGCUUCGUGUAUCUCAUAAAAAUAAAUUACCAACAGUCUGCAAAAUAUCACGGCUGCCAUGGGACAGUAAAAUCAUAAAAAAAAAAAAACUUUCUUUCUCAUCCCAAACUUCCAAAUGAAGACAGGGUGUAAGGAAAGGGUGAUGGGAAAAAAGUGAGACCAUGAAUGAUGAAAGGACUUAUAAUAAAAGGAAAUCAAGGCAAAAGGAGCCACAAAAGACUAUGUACAAGUUGACCCCCGGGAUUCGCGGUGGAUAGGGACGAAAACUGCCUACUUUGAGAGUUCAAACACCUACAGAACCCUCUUAAAAUGCUUAUACCUGCCCAUUUUAAUACUAGUUUUAUCAAGAAAAAAUGUACAGUCACCAAAACAAUAUGAAAAUGCAAUAAAUAGGAAUAUUUUUCUAUGACAAAUUCAGUGAAUUGACGAAUUUUCUGCGAAUAAUGUGCAUAUACGUUCCACAGGAAUGUCUGCGAAUAGGCGAAGCCGCAAAUCCGGAACCACGAAUGAUGGGCGUGGGUCGCUUGACGUAAGAGAAAUGAGUUUCGGAGUGUUGAAAAACAAAAAAGGGAACGCGUUGAGAAAGGAAAUCAGACCUUUCAUUAAUUCCCUAAGGCAUGCUUUAUUCUGCAAUGGUCAUAGAUCUGAGGGCGGCUGGGCGCAGAGGAAAUCCUCGACAUUUAAAGGAUACUGGUAGCGUUAGCUUUAAAGAAAUCGCUUACAUCGGUGAGAUACACUGCUGAUCAUCAGAUCCGAGCUAAUAUCAUCACGUCUGCGUAUUAAAUACAACUGUUUAGCGCAUGGUAAAUGUAGAAUUUGCUGUAUUCUGUAAGACUGUCCUAACUUCAACCAACGAAUGGCCGAUCUAUUGUGCAAGUCCAUCAAUGAGAUUAACUCAGAAUUCUUAAUUUUUUUUUAAUCUGAUGAGAUGUUAUCCUUUUCAAUUAAAUAUCUACUCAUUCGGCAUUUUCCCUUUACUCAUAAGCUUUGGAAUUCUCGUCGAAAUCUUUCAUCUUUCCAGGGACCUCACUGUUCCCUUUAUCAGCUCUUUUAUUCGCUCCCUUCAUUGGCUUUUACGUGGAGUGACAGAAAUGGAAAACUCUCUCUCUCUCUCUCUCUCUCUCUCUCUCUCUCUCUCUCUCUCUCUCUCUCUCUCUCUCUCUCUCUC
Molecule: messenger RNA, 7682 nt
Organism: Macrobrachium nipponense
Lineage: Eukaryota; Metazoa; Arthropoda; Malacostraca; Decapoda; Palaemonidae
Product: integumentary mucin A.1-like
Exons: 9
Coding region: 100-1125 (341 amino acids)
Cellular component (GO): cytoplasmic vesicle
Source: RefSeq, a predicted model, not a curated record